AUGUAUUCCGACCACGUCAUAAUUAUUGCUAAUGUGACAUUCGGGGAUCAACGCGGGCGUGGGGAGAAUGUGCGAUCGGAUGUCCACGCAUUCGAGUCACGUGUCGGCACUCGUUGGCGGUUCGACCCCAACUCCGAGUCCAGAGCAAAUAGGGGCAGAGUUAUAACACAAGUAAUCUCGCAGAGCGUCGACUUAUCAGUCGGCGCGCGCGACGUUGCCGCUACGUUCCCCCACCAGCGAGCGAAAGGGACGGCCGUUGACGGCGCGAGGGAGAGCACGGGGAUCGCGACCGGGGCGAGGCAACAAGGUCCUACCAAGUCUUCGAAGCACCUAGUAAUUGAGAGCAACGACGCUCGCCGUAUCCCUCCAGUCCUCGGGAGCAAAUGCUUUCCUUCCGCCCGCACAAGGUUCUGGCGAGCCCACCUGUUCUGCAUUCUAUUAAGCUUCGACAGUCUCGGGACUGAAAGCGUUAACGUAAUAAUAGCGUUGCGGGCGCGGUCGCACGCGCCGCCGCGACAGAUGUGCGCGCUCGUGUCCGCUCGGGAACGCUCGUGUGUCGACCCGAGGGGUGAAUGGGGCCGAGGCGGUUUUUGCUACGCGCCCGACGACGCCCUGACUCCGAUCGCCUCAAACGGUCGAGAUAAUCGCGCGCGCCUCCCGCCGCCGUACACCUGCAUCAGAAACUGGCCGCGGGCGCACCUGCCGGCCGCGGCGCGCGCUCCCAGGGACCAACUUGUGAAUGAACCGAACAAGUCGAGACACUCUGGACCCCCGCUGAAAGCGCAAGUCCCUAUCGCGGAGGAGGAGCGAGAACAUAAAACAUCCGGCGGCAAGGACCAAAAUCUAGACGCCACCAAAACACGAUGUAACGCGGGCCUUCAAAGCGGCAUACGGUUCACGUCACCGGCAUACCAUCAGAGGUUGACGUGC
This is a messenger RNA of Iphiclides podalirius (scarce swallowtail), 930 nucleotides long. Lineage: Eukaryota; Metazoa; Arthropoda; Insecta; Lepidoptera; Papilionidae. The record is from the annotation of a GenBank genome assembly.